AUGGCUUCGCAGGGCACUGCGAAGCGGGCGGCCACAAAACGCAUGCAAAACCCGAAGGCCCAGGGCCCGACUAGCUCCCGAGGUGUCCAACGGUGUGUGGGCAUCGGUGGGCUUGAGGCCCCGGCUUUGGCGGCGAUGGCCGGAGCCGCCAUGCAAGGUGCAGGGCUGAAGCUGAAGGUUUGGGCCCUUGCCAAGCUUCACCACCUCGGCGCCGCACUGAUGGCUCGAGUUGGGGCCUCUUUGAGCAACUUCUUUUGGGAGCUAUGUGGGCGAAGGGACCCAGUUCCACGUGAAGUGGAGGUGGAUGUCUCAGAGGAGGCAAUCGCGCGGAUGUCCGCCGGGUCCCUGGCCGGAGGGAGGUGUGGUGCAGUGUUCCAGGCUUUGGUGGUGCAGAAGCCAAUGGCACUGCUCACCCCUGCCGAUGGCAACCAGAAGCCCCGCACAGCCUGA
Messenger RNA from Symbiodinium natans, 450 nucleotides. NCBI's taxonomy places the organism in Eukaryota, Dinophyceae, Suessiales, Symbiodiniaceae. The record is from the annotation of a GenBank genome assembly.